CUUCACACACUUAGAGUGGCGGGUGGCUCUUCCCUAUAGCAACUGAACAUUUGAUCCGUGCAGGCAGGCUUAAUCCCAGUAAAGAGUGCAAGAGGAAUAUAAGAGCAUAAAGAGUCUUAAUUACUGUGCAAUAAGUCAGAAAAUAAACUCAAGUGUAUUAAGUUAAACCGAUAAACGAGUGACGGGCAAAGAAAAAACUUCGUGCAUCAAGAGAUAAAUGAGAGACGGGCAAAGAAUAGAACUUGUGUCAAGAGAUCAACCGAGAGACGAAUAGAAAGGAUUUCCGCAACAAGAACACAGUAGCUGUAUUAAAAGUCUGUGUGAGCGUCAAGAGAACAGAACAAACAGAAGUGCGGUAUUUGUAGUCGGUCUACAUGAAUGUACAGCAAUUUUCAUUCCAGUUUCAAGCAGUACUGACCCUUCCUUCAAUAGAUAAAAACGUUUCCAAUAGCGAGUUUUAAAUUAGACGUGACAUAUAAAAUAAAAUAUUGUUGAAAGAUUAUAAAAAUUGUAUAAAUUAUUGGAACCCUUCAAGUUAUUUCAACUCUAAAUUAGCGACCGGAGUAAAAUAUUAGUUUAUUUACAAAUUUUCGCAGUGAUCGUUGCAUUGAGUACUAAGUAUCUACCAUAAAGUAUCUAUAUUAGAACAGAAGUGUUCAUUAUCAUGAAGUAUAUCGGAAAUGGAGCGUGUAAUCAUUUAAAAUAAGCAUAAAUUAUCAUACAGGAAGUGAACUCAUAUUAGAAAUAUUACGAAAUUCAAUAAGAAGCAUAAAUUUUUUAAUGUGCCUUUGAACAAUAAUAAUAAUUUAAUAAUAAUGGGUCGAUACACAAACCGACAAAUUGCAACACUACUUAUCAUCGGGCUGGUAGAUUUCUGCAGCGCGAUCUGCAUAUCUCUGCAGGCCCCAUUCUACCCUGCGGAGGCCGAGGCAAAAGGCGCUACAGCAACACAAUACGGCUUCGUUUUCGGCGUUUUUGAAUUGGUGGUGUUCCUUGUAAGUCCACUCUACGGCGAGUUCAUAUCGAAGAUUGGAGCCAAAUUUUUGUUCAAUGCUGGUAUAUUUAUUACUGGAUCUACAUGCAUUCUAUUCGGCAACCUAAGUCAUGUUCAGGAUACUAAAGCCUUCUUGACUCUUUCGUUCAUAGUCCGGAUUGUAGAAGCGCUUGGAUACGCAGGAUUUCUAACCGCAGCUUUCAGUAUUAUAGCUAAGGAAUUUUCGGAUAAUGUAAGCGUGACUUUUGCAGCGCUUGAGACUUGCUUCGGCGUGGGCCUAAUCGUAGGGCCUACUAUUGGCGGAGCUCUCUACGAACUGGGAGGUUACACGCUACCCUUCAUGUGCAUGGGUAGCCUUCUUCUUACAGCUGCAGCGCUAACAUUCUUCUUGCUUCCUUCGUCAGAUGGCCCUUCUGAAGCAGACAAUUUGCACGGCGGAUCGCAAAUGAUGGAAUUGCUAAAAAUUCCUCCUAUAGCUCUCGCAGCCUUCUCGAUCAUUGCCUCCUCCAUCAGCAUCGGGUUCAUCCAAGCCACUUUAGAACCACAUUUGCGGCCGCUGCAGCUAACACCUUUUCAAACAGGACUCGUGUUUGUGCUGAACGGCACUACGUAUGCUUUGUCAGCCCCGAUUUGGGGGAAACUUUGCGACAAAGGAGUGCCACCGAUGAUCAUUACACUUGUUGGUGCCUUGACAGUUAUCGUAGCUUUUCUAAUGCUCGGCCCCGCGCCUUUUUUGCCAGUAAAAGAAUCUUUGGGCCUUAUCAUUGCUGCUCUCAUAAUCCACGGAUUUGGGGUCGGAGCCCAGCUCGUUUCAACAUUUAGUGGAGCACAUAGAGACGCAAUAGCCUAUGGGAUGCCAAACAACCUCUCCACGUACGGACUUGUGUCUGGCAUGUGGACUUCGGCCUUCGCACUGGGAGCCUUUAUCGGUCCCUCUAGCGCAGGAGCGUUGUUUGACGCCUUCGGCUUCAGCUACGCAAGUCAGUACAUCGUUGUACUGCACGCCAUGGUAGCUAUUGUAAUUUUAGUGUGUGGCUACUGCUAUCCGAAGCUUUCUGAUAAAUCGAUGUACAGGAAUCUGGAAGAGGAAGCCUACACAGAAGAGGCACAACUCAACGGACGUUCGAGGGACUCAACGUACGGGAGCUUCAAUUCGGAGCCUUCGUCCUCCAGAUCCGCAAGUAGCGGUGACUCCAGAGAAUCUUUACACACAGAAAAUAUUUUCAAAUGAUAGCAACUUAUCCUAGGCGUAACUAUAGGCCUUGAGUGUUCAUUCUGCUAAUCUUUAGUAUAAUGAUGACAAUUAAAUGAUUGUUGUGCGGCGAAGUCUUGCACUUGUAAUCUAACAGGGCAACAAACUGUCAUUCUUAUAGGAAAUAUUGCAAAUCAAUACCUGAAGCAUCGUGAUGACACUAGAUAUGCAAAAUUAAGUUAAAAAUUUUCAAUCACAACGAGAAAAUAUCGUUUUUUUUUAUUUUUUUUAUUGCAUAAUCAGAACAAAAACCGAUACCGUACGAUCAAGCUUGCUUAAAUAUUUUAUAUUUAUGAUAGUUUGACACGGUUAAGUAUUCUCCUCUCGAUACAUGUUUCAUACUGAAACAAGAUGAGUUUAAUCUACUCGUAUCUACCCAUCCACGUGUGAUCCACUCGUUUGUAGCAGUAAUUAAUUUGCUUGGUAUGCGUGAGGCACAGGUUUAUCGUGCUUAGCGUCAAGGUAUGUCUGUAAAGAAAUGCAAUUGAUAAUGUGAUAUGUCAAAAUUAGUACGUGCUCAAGUGAUAUUUUACAAAAUAAUGAACAAUAGCAAUAGU
This is a messenger RNA of Hyalella azteca, 2803 nucleotides long. RefSeq names its product MFS-type transporter SLC18B1-like. Gene Ontology annotation, molecular function: transmembrane transporter activity. The transcript has 2 exons. Lineage: Eukaryota; Metazoa; Arthropoda; Malacostraca; Amphipoda; Hyalellidae. Gene Ontology annotation, biological process: transmembrane transport. The coding region runs from base 816 to 2225 and encodes 469 amino acids. The record is from RefSeq and is a predicted model, not a curated record.